GCUUCACUCUAGAUUCUAUUGUUGAGCUUGUUUGGAGCUUUGCGUCGCCGAGAAAGGAAUCCUUGGACAAUUCUCUCGUUUCCAGCAAUCAGAAUAUUUACUGGCGGAGUUCGACGACAACGCAGAACACAAUUCAUUCGUUGUUUACAUCUGCCAACGAAUAUUGGAUGGCAUUGGCAUUUAAGGGAUAUACCAUCAAUAUUGAUCACUUCUAGAUAAAAGGAAGAUUUUAUCCAGAAGUGAAAUAUUUCUAGUGAGACAUUGCUCUUCUACAUUGUCUGGAAUUUGUAGAUUCCUUUUUAUUCUAAUAAAAUUUGGACAGAUUUACAAUGGAGUUUGCCACCAUGGAAACAUUGCAGUAUAAAUGUUUUGAUCAAUCCAGGAAUAUAUAAAAAGCGGUAAAAAUAUCCUUACAGAAGUAUGGAUUUUUCUGAAGAAUUGCCAAAGGAGACAGAAGAAUCACCGUUUUCUUUAGAAUGUACCCUUGCUACUCAAAAGGAUAUGGAUACAGAAGAGAAAUUAUAUGAAUGUGAUAUUUGUGGUAAAUCAUUCUCUGAAAAACAUACUUUAACUGCUCACAAACGCAUUCAUUCCAGGAAAAAGUCACAGGAAUGUAAUAUCUGUGGUAGAUUAUUCUAUUACAAAAGUUAUUUAGUUGAUCACUUACGUACUCAUACAGGUGAAAAACCUCAUCACUGUGAUAUCUGUGGUAAAUCAUUCUCUCGUGCUAAUGGUUUAACUCGCCAUGUACGUAUUCAUACAGGUGAGAAACCAUAUCAGUGUAAUAUUUGUGGGGAAUCUUUCUCUGAAAGAGGUAACUUAGCUAAACACAAAUACAUUCAUACAGGAGAGAAAUCAUAUCACUGCGAUAUCUGUGGAAAAUCAUUCUUUCAAAAAGUUCAUUUAAUUUCUCACAAACGUAUUCAUACUGGAGAGAAACCAUAUGACUGUGAUGUUUGCGGUAGGUCAUUCACUAAUGGAAGUGCAGUAACUUCUCAUAAACGUAUUCAUGCAAGAGAGAAGCCAUAUCAUUGUAAUAUUUGUAGUAAAUCAUUCACUGAUAGAAGUAAUUUGACUGUUCACAAACGUAUUCAUGGAGACGAAAAACCAUAUCAUUGUGAUAUCUGUGGUAAAUCAUUUCUUCAUAGGAGUAAAUUAACUAUCCACAAACGUAUUCACACAGGGGAAAAACCGUAUUGCUGUGAUAUCUGUGGUAAAUCAUUCUCUCGGACAAGCCAGUUAACAAUACACAAUAGAUACAUUCAUACAAAAGAGAAACCAUAUCAUUGUAAUAUCUGCGGUAAAUCUUUUGCUGAUGGAAGUGCAUUGACUGUUCAUAAACGUAUUCACACAGGGGAAAAACCAUAUCACUGUGAUAUCUGUGGUAAAUCAUUCUCUUAUGCAAGUGCUUUGACUGUUCACAAACGUACUCAUUCGGGAGGAAAACCAUACGACUGUGAUACCUGUGGUAAAUCAUUCUCUCAAACAAGUCAAUUAACACUACACACGAGACGGGUUCAUACAGGAGAGAGACCAUAUCGCUGCGAUAUCUGUGGUAAAACAUUCAUUGUUGGAAGUGCAUUAACUGUUCACAAGCGUGUUCACACAGGAGAAAAACCAUAUCAGUGUGAUAUCUGUGAUAAAUCAUUUGCUUAUGCAACAGUAUUAACUGGCCACAAACGUAUUCAUACAGGGGAAAAACCAUAUCACUGUGUUAUUUGUGGUCAAUCAUUCACUAGAACUAGUGACUUAGCGAUACACAGCAGACGUAUUCACACAAAAGAGAAACCCUAUACCUGUGAUAUCUGCAGUAAAGCAUUCGCUUAUGGAAGUGCAUUAAAUGUUCACAAACGUAUUCAUACAGGGGAAAGGCCAUAUCAUUGUAGUGUCUGUGGUAAAUCCUUCUCUCGAAAUUCUGACUUAAUUAGACACAUGUGUUUUCAUACAGGGGAUAAGCCAUAUCCCUGUGAUAUCUGUGGUAAAUCAUACACUAGUAGAAAUGCAUUAACUUAUCAUAAACGUAUUCACACAGGAGAAAAGCCAUACCAAUGUGAUAUCUGUGGGAGAUCAUUCUCUCGAAAGAAUCAUGUAAGUAAUCAUAGACUAACUCAUACUGGAGAGAAACCAUUCCAUUGUGAUAUCUGUGGGAAAUCUUUCUCUUACGGUAAGGCUCUAACAAAGCAUAUGCAUCUUCAUAGUGGUGAUAAGCCAUAUCACUGUGAUAUCUGUGGUAAAUCAUUCUAUAAAAUAGGUAAUUUGACUAAACAUAAAUUCACUCAUACUGUAGAGAAGCUGUAUUCCUGCAAUAUCUGUGGUGAAUCAUAUGCUACUAGAAAUGCAUUGACUGCUCAUAAACGUGUUCAUACAGGAGAAAAACCUUACCACUGUGAUAUCUGUGGUAAAUCGUUCUCAGAAAAAUAUCACUUAACUAAACAUAGAUACACUCAUACAGGAGAGAAACCAUAUGAUUGUAAGAUCUGUGGUAAAUCUUUCUCUCAGGCAGCUCAUUUAACUGUUCACAGUCGUACUCAUACAGGUGAGAAACCAUUUCACUGUGAGUUUUGUGAUAAAUCAUUCUCUCAAACAGCUCAUUUAACAAUCCAUAGACGUAUUCAUACAGGAGAUAGACCCUAUAAGUGUGAUAUUUGUGGCAAAUCUUUCUCUCAAAAUAGUGAUUUGACUAAGCACAACCGCAUUCAUUCAGGAGAAAAGCCGUAUCAGUGUAAUAUAUGUGGUAAAUCAUUCUCUGUAAGUACUGCAUUAACUAGUCACAAAUACAUUCAUACAGGAGAAAGACCAUAUCACUGUGAGAUCUGUGGUAAAUCAUUUUCUCACAGUUCUGCUUUAACUACACACAAAUGUGUUUGUUCCAAUGAAAACCUUUAUACUCAAAAAUUUCCUUUGUGGAGUGAGUGAGAAAUAGACAGACACAUCAGCACUGUAAUGUUGUCAGCAACACGACAGCCUCUCUAGUGCUGGCUCCAAAGUAAAAUACAUCCUGUACACUGUGAAAUUGAUGGUGAUAUGUAGGGCAGCCAGCCACAAAAACCAUAUUCCCUGAAGCAAACCAUACGUAUGACUUUGUUUAAAACAUGAAGUAGAGGUUUUUUUCUUUUUGUUUUCACUUUGAUAGUAACAAACAUUCACACAAGUGUUGAAACGAUUUUACUAUGAUAUCUGGUAAAUCAUUCCCUCAUGGAAAUACCUUAACUACUCACAGGUAUGAUUGUACAGGUGAGAAACCAUUUCAUUCUUGCAUGGACAGAAAUAACUUCACUGCUCUGAAACAUUCAUACAAAAUGAAAACCAUAAUGCUGUUAUAUUGUUGUUGUUUGUUUCUUCUUGAGCCAUGCGUGGUUUCAUUGGCGUAUAGGUUCCCCACCUAGACGGAAUGCCAGUCUGUCGCAGGAGGAAAGAGUGAGAGAAAGUUGUGGUGAGUCAGC
Octopus sinensis (East Asian common octopus) is the source of this 3443-nucleotide messenger RNA. Its product is annotated as zinc finger protein 850-like. NCBI's taxonomy places the organism in Eukaryota, Metazoa, Mollusca, Cephalopoda, Octopoda, Octopodidae. Gene Ontology annotation, biological process: regulation of transcription by RNA polymerase II. The record is from RefSeq and is a predicted model, not a curated record. The coding region runs from base 421 to 2916 and encodes 831 amino acids. Gene Ontology annotation, cellular component: nucleus. Gene Ontology annotation, molecular function: RNA polymerase II cis-regulatory region sequence-specific DNA binding; DNA-binding transcription activator activity, RNA polymerase II-specific. The transcript is spliced from 4 exons.